Messenger RNA from Peromyscus leucopus (white-footed mouse), 2146 nucleotides. RefSeq names its product tetratricopeptide repeat protein 39B-like. Gene Ontology annotation, biological process: regulation of cholesterol efflux; regulation of cholesterol metabolic process; cholesterol homeostasis. NCBI's taxonomy places the organism in Eukaryota, Metazoa, Chordata, Mammalia, Rodentia, Cricetidae. The record is from RefSeq and is a predicted model, not a curated record. Gene Ontology annotation, molecular function: protein binding.
ACUUGAAACUGAGCUUUGUGGGAAAGAAGAGCCCCUGGUCAGGAGUGCAGCAGCUACUCUGAUUGCAAGUCCACUUCAGAUACCCCUGCCUCUAAUCCAGAAAGCAGCUAUGGCCCGCUUCCUAAGAAACGAGGACAAUGAGGAGAACAUGCUAAGUAUGUCCCUUAGUCUAAGCGAAGGGGAGAGAGAGAGGAUGGCCAGAGUUACUAAGGCCCUCAGUCUAAGAGAAAACGAAGCAGAGGACAAGUUUGAGGAUGCCCAUGAGAUUAUCCCCGUGGCAACAACGAUGACUCUCCUAUCGUCCUUGGAAGAAUACACUGGAUUGUAUUUGUUUCUAAAUAACAGAUUCUCCGAUGCAAUCAAUCUUGUUCACCCGUGGUCAAAAAACAGCCCGUACCACGCCCUGAUAUACAGCAUGCUCAUGAUUGUCAAGGCCAUCCUGACUUUUGAGCCACAGGAUAUUCAGAUCGGAAUGAACGCGGCAAAGGAAGCUUUGAAAACCUGCAACAAUUUCCGGAAAAGACCCAGAAUAAUGACUUUAUCUCGCUUAGUGAGUAGGCAGGGAAUAAAGUCUGUCAAAGAGGAAGAAUUACACGCAGAAGUCUGUUAUGCUGAGUGUCUGAUCUUGAAGUCUGCCAUAACAUUCAUACAGGAUGACAGUUUGCUGAGUUUCCUUAAAAGCGGCAUCAACUUUGGGUCAAGCUAUCAAAUAUACAAAGACUGCCAACAGGUCUUAGAACUUAUGCCUGAUAACCAAAGUAAGACGCACAGACACCUGGAUGGAGGGGUCAAGUUUGGCCUUGGCGUAUUCAACCUGAUGUUCUCCCUUGUGCCGCCAAGGUCGCUUAAACUUCUCAAUAUUGUCGGCUACUCUGGAGAUAGAGAAGUAGGCCUGGCCUUGCUCCACGACAGUGCGUCCGAACCUCAUAUCAACAACAUCCUAAGUGUCUUCACUCUUCUCUUCUAUUACAAUUACGUGCGUGUAGUUUUCGGUGUUGAGAAGGUGUCCACUUCUGCCACGGAGAAUCUCUUCCUGAUCUACCUGGCGAAAUUCCCCAACUGUGUCGUCCUUAAAUUUUUUCGUGCCCGUUUUAGCAUGCUAAAUGGAAAUUUUGAAACCGCACAGUUAAAAUUACAAGAGUGCAUUAUCACGCAGAGCGAAUGGAAGCAGGUUCAUCACCUCUGCUACUGGGAACUCAUGUGGUGCCAUAUUUUUCUGCAGAACUGGAAGCAGGCCUACAGCUAUGCUAGUCUACUGUUUCAGCACAGCAGGUGGUCUAAGGCAAUAUACGCCUACAGCAAAGCCAUAAUACUGGCCUUGCUUCCUCCUAACUCUGUGCACUCAGAAAACGAGACCAUGAAUUCGGUCUUCCUACACGUGGAUAGCCUGAGAAUCAAAAUUUUAGGCUCCUCUGUGCCAAUAGAAAAAUUUAUUGCUGAGAAAAGCCAGCGCUAUGGUACGACGACAGGCUGGUUUACAGCACAGCCCCUUCUGGAAUUCAUUUAUGCGUGGAGUGGCUUCCGAGUCAUGAGCAAGAAAAUCGAGCUUAUUUCCAGUUGGCUGUCGAUAAUCGACAAAGGAAAAGACCUGUUGAACGAAAAUCCAAAUGAGGAGUACGGCAUAGACGACAUGAGUUUGUUAAAUUUGCUGAAAGGUCUCUGCCUGAAACAUCUGGGCAAACAUUUGAAGGCUGAGCACUACUUUAUCCGUGUCAUCAAGAAGGAGAAACUGUUAAAAUACGACCGCUACCUGGUGCCAUAUAGUUACUAUGAACUGGGGAUGCUGCAUUAUCUGAAGGGAGAUUAUGCCAACGCAACCAGAAACCUAGACUACAUAAAGAACUACAAAGACUACUCCAUGGAAGCCCGGCUACAGUUUCGGGCUCAUAUUGCCCUCGAACAAAUAGCUAAGUUAGAAAAGUGAUUGUGAGCCUGGUGUGCUUCUGUGGAGUGUGAGUGGAAUAUUAAGAAUGGAAUAGCCACACUCGGUCAAGUCGUCAAUGGUUAGGAAAGUGAUUCCCUUGUGAAAACCAAAAUCCAGGAGGCAGCUGCUAAGAAUCUGACCAGUAAAUAAGAAAGGAAUAGGCCAUUUCUUUGCCCUCUCUCCUUCUCCUUCUCCAUAAAAUGCAAUGCUUAGACUGAAAAC